Nicrophorus vespilloides is the source of this 628-nucleotide messenger RNA. RefSeq names its product THAP domain-containing protein 4-like. The transcript has a single exon. Bases 68 to 568 code for a protein of 166 amino acids. The record is from RefSeq and is a predicted model, not a curated record. Lineage: Eukaryota; Metazoa; Arthropoda; Insecta; Coleoptera; Silphidae.
AAAUACUUGUAAUUUAUAAUUGUCAAUGUAGGUUAGAAAAACAAAUUUCUGACAUUCAGUGACAGCUAUGGAGCCAAUGGUGCAUGACGCCGUCAAGCCGAUCGGCUUCUUAAUUGGUAAAUGGAAAUCGUUUUCCGCCAAUGGGAAAUUUCCUCCGAGGGUCGACCCAUUCACGUACAAGGAGGAACUUGAAUUCACGUCCAUGGGACAACCUAUGUUAAACUACAAAUCGACCACAUGGCAUCCCGAAAGCGGGAAACCUAUGCACCUAGAAGUCGGUUUCCUGAAAGUGAAGCCAGGCACCAAGGAAGUUGCGUUCAUCGUCGCCCACAAUUUCGGAAUUACAUCGGUGGAAGAAGGCGUGGUCUUUGAUGAUAAGUCCAUAAAGGUUAAGGGAACGAAAAUCUCAAGGGCGGAGAUGAACAAGGAUCCGUCCGUUACCGAAAUCCAAAGGACCAUCGAGUUGAAGCAGGAUGGUCGUUUGCAAAUCAUUGUUUCAAUGAGUACAUCUCUUAAUGAUAAUUGCGAAGAACAUUUGGUUGUGGUUUAUGAGAAAGUCGAUGGUUAAAGUUAUUUAUGCGUAGUUAAAUUGUAUUUCGUUAAAAUAAAUAUAUCAUUUAUAUACAAA